AUGAUUGUAUCUAUGACUAGAACCUCUCUUUUUAAAGCUGCGCCGUACAACCGAAGAGAGUUCCAUUACCAAAUGCAGUGGCUUCAUAAAAAUGCGAUCGGGUUCAUGAGGAAGCCUCAUCGACUAUCCGAUAAAGCUCUUCAGCACAUGGAGUGUGAAUUCCUGAGGAUGGAAGGUGUGAGCAAUCGGUUGUGGAAAGAACUCGUCUUACUGAAGCAGACCUCGGUGGACAAGCCAAUGGGAGCAUGUCAAUCCCACGAAAAUUUUUGGGCCAAUACGACGGUUGAUAAUCGUUUCGCCAUCACACACGGUAGCCCAACUUUUCACGCUUACAAGCAAAUUCGCAGUGGCCCGAAAAACAAACGGUCACCCGAGAGAACAUAUGAACUUCAGUCCCAUCCGAUAAUCUCGGGGUGA
Molecule: messenger RNA, 417 nt
Organism: Opisthorchis viverrini
Lineage: Eukaryota; Metazoa; Platyhelminthes; Trematoda; Opisthorchiida; Opisthorchiidae
Exons: 2
Coding region: 1-417 (138 amino acids)
Source: RefSeq, a predicted model, not a curated record